GUGUAGUCCCGCCGCGCGGCCGCGCCGGAAGUGCCCGCGGGGGAGGCGGGGGGGGGACGCUCCCGCCGAGGCGGCGGUUGCCGGGCAGCGGCGGGGCGCCAUGGGGCAGAGGAGGCCGAAGGCGCUCGCCGCCAAGGCCGGGGGGUCCCAGCGGAGGAGAGGUGCCGGCGACGCCCCCGCUCCCCUCAGCCUGCCGCCGCUGGUGCGGGGCCCGCCGCGCUGCUUCCUCCGCUGCACCGUGGGCCGGGUGCUGUGGGCGCUCCCCGAGCCGCCCGCCGCCGCCCUCGUCCGCCUCAGGUGGUGGGGGGAGACGUCGGACGGGACCCUGCUGCAGCCGCCGGCCGCCGCCGAGCCGGAGCAGCGAGCGGCGGGGGCCACGGCCCGCUACGCCGUCCGCUGCGGGCCCCGGCAGCUCGCCGCCUACCUCACAGAUAUGGGUGUGCUUGUCCUAGAAGUAAUGACCAGACGUGACCAUCUCCCCAUUGGCACAGUGCAAAUUGCUGGCCUUUCCCAGCUCUCUCCCAGCCAUCCCAUCAGCGGAUUUUUCGCCAUAGUUUCACCAACGUCUGAUAAACUCGGAGAGCUGCAGGUCUCGCUGGUUUUAGAACCUCUGCCUGAAAUGUAUGACACCAGCAGCUCUAUCCCAACGACAGAUGCAAGUUUAGAUGUCGCUCCUUCCACCCAGGGAAGCAGCAAGCCCCAGCUUCUUGCUCCAUCACAGCAAUCCAGCCAAAGAGGGGUGACUGCUGCUGGCCAAGAGUCUCUUAACAAUAGCAGAGCCACAACUCCCAGAGGAAAAGACCAUUUGUUCUUUCAAGAGGAUUCUGAAAACAUAAAGGAUAUUUAUUCUGCUUCUCGCCACCAUCUGAUUUUACCGGAUGAACAUUUAAAAGCGAAUCCUUCAAAUCAGCAAGCGUCAUUUCCCACAAGCGCUGAUCCUGAAACACCUGCUAGAACAAACAUGCGGGUGCUAUCUUUGCAUAACCCGACUACAAAAGACCUGCUUUCAGCUCUUUUAGAUCAAGGCAAUAAACUCCGUGAUGCCAUGGUUGUUUCUGCAAUGAAAUCUACCCCAGACAUGGAGAUUGAACUGAAUGAAGUGCUUCCUUCCAUAAGAACAGAUGGUUUCAAAGCAAAAACAAAGAGCCCCAAAAGCUUGAACUCAAAUUUUGUGUCCACUGCUGAAGAUCCCCAUCUCUCCUCACCCGAAGUCUCAGGUCAGCAAUUUGACCUGAGCUCUGAAGAGAGAGCAAUACAGUUACUGUUGGGCAGUGUUGAUUUAUCUCCUGUGCAUCUCUGGGAUAAGACAGGUUCCCUUCUGGAUUCUCUCUCUGUUGGGAAUGAGGUGUAUGACAGUGAACUCAACGAUCCCCAUUACGACCAGAGUCUGCUGGAGAAUCUUUUUUACACAGGUCCUAAAUCUGAUUCCAGUUUAAGUGAUUUCUUCAGUGAUGAUGAUGAUGUUAACUCUUCCAAAAAGGUAACCAAGACAAAAACUCUCAAGAAGGCUGAUCCUACAAAACUUCAGAGUCCACAGAAGGAAUCUAGCGCCUGUGAUGGGGAGGUGAAGGAGACAGAAAUUAAACUCAGCUGCUCUCCUACUAGACAACUUGCUUCUUCAGAAGCUCGUACAAAAGAAGCUUGUCUCACAUCCUUGAGUGUAGAUCGGCUGGCACUGCUGGGGCGAAUACACCUAGCCAGAGUCAUCAUUGAAAGCUUGAAAAUCCCUCCUGAGAGCACCCAGAUUACACCAGGAAAGAAAAACUUAAUUGGGAAGCCUCCAAGACCUGCAUCAGUUAAAAAGUGUACCUUCUUUGUUGAGUACCACUUUCCUAUGGGAGCCUCCAAGGAUGAAAAAGGACAGGUCUCCAUAACAACAGAAGUAAUUCGAAUAGCUUCAAGUAAAAUCACAGGCGAUGCGGUAAAAUUUCAACAGCGGUUUGUGUUCCCUGUUCAUUUUGGUGGAACGAUGAUAGAGCACUGGUGGAGCUCUGCCCUUGCUUUUAAAAUCUACAUGAGAAAAAGCACACAGAAAAAGCCAGUGGCCGUUGGCUCAGCAGUCCUUCAGUUGUGCAAGGUUAUUCAGUCUGAGCAGCUCACUGUCAGCUGUGAAAUACCUGUGGAAGAAGAAGGAGGUCAGACGCAAGUUGGACCACUUAAGGUAUCGUUAGAGCUUGCAGUUGACAACAAGGACUUUGCCUGCACCUCUGCCCGGUCAGCUGUGGCUGUGCAGCGAGUCCCAGCUCAUGCCGUAAGAAGUCCCCGGCUGGAGCUCCAGGAACCCGAGAGGGUUAAUGUAGAUGCAGCAAGCCCUUGCAGUUUGAAAUUUAGCAAUCCUGAAGACUCCCAGAAGACAGGAGCGGCAAACACAAAGGUUGUGCAGCUACCACAGGCCGUAGCGACCUCUGUGUCCCGUAAUCUGAUGGCACAAAUAACUGCAUCUGAACAGGAUGGGCUAUUACUGCAUGUGCUGUUGAUGGUGCCUGCUGGAAAAGGUUUUGUCAGUGGAGAAUAUGGCUUCCAUGGUUCUUGUAAUGUGUAUUUAAACUGCAAACUGCUCAGCACAGAGGAGGCAACGAGAUCUGCUGUUGUAUGGGGUACAACACAACCUGCCUUUAACUUUUCUCAGGUGAUGCCUUUUUCAUUGACUUCCAAACAUUUGGAGCGACUGAAGAACAACUUCAUGAUUAUUGAGGCAUGGAAUAAGAUGGGAAACCCUGGCUGCGACAAACUGCUAGGAUUAGUGAAGCUUCCUCUGCAUCAGUUUUACAUGUCAUUCAAAGAUCCAAAGAUAUGCCGCCUGCUGCUUCAAGCUCAGUAUCCAGUGGUUGCUGUGGACAGCUAUAUGCCUGUGAUAGAUGUUUUUACCGGCAGUAAAAGUGGAAGCCUGAGGGUCAUUCUGGCUAUGGGGUCAGCUGAUCAAAUAGUGGCACUGCAGAGGCUGAAGAACGAAGAAGGAAUGGUACCUCCCAUCACGCAGCGCCCUGCCCACUCUCUGGAUCCUCCUCCUGCAGAGCCCACGACGCAGUUAGAUAGAGAAGGGGAAGAACUGAUGGAGCACGUGUUUGAGAUCCAAGUGGAAAGCGUGAAAGGACUCACUCCCUUACAGUCCACAGUCUGGGGAGAGGCUGACUGCUACAUACAGUACCAUUUCCCAGUGCAAGAGGCCAGCUGCGGUGCAUCACAAGGAACUGAACUGCAUGAGGAUGGUAUGAAGUUAAAGGCUUUUCGUACGGCGACUACAUUGUGCGUCCCUGAUCCCGUCUUUCAUGAUGAGCAUCAUCAUUCUUUGUUGGUUCCUGCCAAUGUCCCAGUCCAGAGACUCCUGGUCAGUGCAUUUAUGGCACCUGGAAUGUCUGGAGGAGGAAUCCAGUUUGAAGUCUGGUGCAGGUAUUAUUAUCCAAAUGUCAGAGACCAGAUGGUUGCCAAAGGGACCUUGCCUUUGUCACGGCUGUGUGCCAUGGUAACUAUGCAGCACCGUGAAGAAAUAGGGAUACAGACCUUUAAUCUUCCCUUGGUCCCAAGGACUGAUUCCUCAGAGAAAUUCCAACUGUGGUCAUCAGGGUUACUUGAUGUGAGCGUGAGAUACCAACGUUCCAUGAAAACAGCAGCUCGAGCUAUUUCUCUUUCUGUACAAAUACACAGAGCAGCUGGUUUGCAAGCAGCAGCCAGAGCUGUUGCAGAAAAGAACCCUUCCCUUCAGUACUAUGCAGGUGUGGGAGUUAACACCUACGUCUCUGUGCGCCCCUCUUUCCUACCAGAGAGGGAGAGGCGCAACACGCGAGCUGUGGCUCAUACUUUCUGCCCGGAGUUCAAGGACCACAUAGAGUUUCCUUGUAACCUCAUCGUUCAGAGAAGUAGUGGAGAAGCCUCUUCUCUGGGGGAACUCCUGCAGUCUGCCAGUAUCAUCUUCUCUAUCUACCAUCAGAGCAUCAAGUCAGCCACUGACACAUUGGCAACACAGACAUCAAGAGAUUAUCUUCUUGGGACAGUCACAGUUCCAACCAGAGACCUGCUGAGAAGAAGAUCAGGUAUUACGGGCUGGUACCCAGUUACCCUCUCUGAGGAUUUGGUGCCUUCCCAUUGCACAAACGUCAUGCAGACCAUUGUGGGAGGACUGGAGCUUUCGGUGACUUUUGCUCACCACGAUGACAGAGAGCGUGUUUUGGAGGCUGCUAAGCUUUUAGGCUGGAACAGCGAGGAAAACAACGAAGACAGUAUGGAUGAUAGUGACGAAUGGGAGCAGGGUGAGAAUCCAGCGAUCGUGACCAUUUCUACCCCGAGAGUGUGGCUGCCAGUCCACUGCGUGCUGCUCGCAGGCCAGACGCACCUGAAUAAAACUACUUACUGCUACCUCAGGUAUAAGCUGUAUAAUCAGGAAGCCACGUGGACUUUGCUUAAGAGACCAAAAUUGAGUGACGACAAAAAGAACGUUACAGCGAACUUUAAGAAACCACACAGGAUGACUCUCAGGAGGAGCCAAGGGCUGCACUGGUUCUUCAGAGAGGAGAAGUUGGAAAUCCAGGUGUGGUGGGCGUAUGGUAAAGAAAAUGGUGUGGAAAGACCACUUGAUACAGAUCGUCUUAUUGGAUCUGCCUACGUCGACCUCACAGCAUUGGCGGAGAGGUCAAGGAAAACGCUAAGUGUUAGUGGGGUUUAUCCGUUGUUCAGAUGCAAUGCUGCAGACCUAGCAGGAGCUGCUGUUCGUGUUCAUAUUGCACUUUCUUCCACUUCUGCUGCCCUGACCAGCAGACUUCGCUGUGCUGAGGAAUGCAGCAGCAGUGAAGAUGAAGCCACAGAGAAAGCCCCGGAUGGGAACCAACAGGUCUCCGAAAAUCAGAGUCAGAAACUGGAUAUUGUGAAUUCAGAAGUCACCAAUGGGAAACCAUCUGAAGAAGACUUGGUGUCUCUGGAAAACACAGUUGCUGUCACUAUCCUCGUGGAAAGAGCAACGCAUCUAAGUUUAAAAGGGAGUCCUUUAACAGAACGUGGAGUGACAGCGCCUAGUAGCUAUGUAUCGUUUGCCGUCGCUGAUGCAGAUGCUCCAGUAACCACUUCAGUAGUAGAAAACACAGACUCCCCCGUCUGGGACUUUCAGCAACAAGCAAGAUUGUCCAAAGAACUUCUCUUGGAUCCACAGCAAACCUUGGUCUUCAAAGUGUGGCAUAAAGCAGAGACUGAGCGAGUGAUAGGAUUUGCAUCUGUGGACCUUUCUCCUCUUCUUUCUGGCUUCCAGCUAGUGUGCGGGUGGUACAACAUUACAGACUUCAGCGGACAGUGCCGAGGGCAGAUCAAAGUAGCGGUUUCCCCUCUUCAAAGUAUAAGUAACCUCAAAGAAGAAAGACAGGCGAGGAUCCGGACCCAGCCACCAAGUUCUUCAGUGAAGGUCAGCUUUGCAGCACUUCCUAGCAAUGCUGCAAGUUUUUCCAAGCAGAUGUCGAAUACCUUGUCGAAUGAAGUCGAUGUUCCUACUCGAGAGCACAGAAUUAGUACCCCUGGGACGCACACACCUCGUCAUGAAGAGCACAUGCAGAAUGUGCGCAGAUUUCAUGAAUCCUUGCAGCAAGCCGAAGGGAAUGCACCCUGGGCAGCAAAGAUGGACUCAUCACUGUCGUCACGGACUGCUCUUCUGUCUGCUCUCAGAAAAAACUUGAAUGAGCUGGAUGAGGUUCAAAAAUACUUCAACCAGAAGCUGACCAGGUCUUUUCCUGACUUCAGUUACGGUAACCCAUCCAAAUCAAGUCGUGAAGAGCAGGAGGGUGAUCGCCAAGGCUCGAUGAGCAGAGCCGUGGAUCCCAAGGGGUGUCAUCUUUUGGAAAAAUCUAGUGAGUUGGUGUCUCAGGUCAGCAGCCUAAUCAGUGACUUACAGACUAUAACUAAAAAUACUAAAGAAUCUUCUAAUGUGCAUCAAGACUCCAGCAGAAAGCUGGGUGCUGUGCACGUACCCAGCCAGAAAGAUGAAGAAGCCAGAAAUGAAGCAUAUCAAAUUCAGCUUGAGCUGGAAUCACCCAGUGUUUGCAGUGACGCACAGCAGCCGUACUCUUUGGGGAGAUCCAGGUUUGAAAGAGAGAUGUUGCAUGAAUUUCUAGACCAAGCUGUCCCUGAAGGCGAGCGUCAUUUGCCGACGAACCGUAUCCUGGAAGAUGAAGGUGCUUUUGCCAUCCAUUCACACAGUGAAGACGAGUAUGAAGAAGAUGUCAUAGAACCACGAACUCUUAAUGAAAUAACAACCGUAACGGACAAAACUAGUCCCUGGUCCAGUGUGAUAUCUGAAGCGGAGCCGAGUGCUGAUCAACAGCUCAUAGACAUGAGGCCUGACGAUCAGCACUGGGUGAAUAUAGACAGUUUGCGAAAAGGAAACAGCAGACGGAGCAGCACAUUGUCCAGCAUACCAGAAGGUGACAACCAAAGCGUGCUCACCACUCUCACCCCAUGCCUUAGCCCCCGUGCAGAAGAAGGCAGCGCUUGGGCAGUAACCGACGGCUUUAGCAGCUUGAGUAGUGGCACAGAAACAACUAAGAGGGAGUUUCAGCCUCCUUGUUUGUCAGAAGUGCACCAGACAGCUGAUGGCCCUGUAGCAAAUGGGACUUGUGAUUGGGAUAGAACAUUUGAAACUAAACAAAUAGAGCAAAAUGAAGAAUUUCAUGAAGCCUCCAAAGAAGCACUGGGGUUUCCAGGAGACAUUGCUUUGACCAAUUCAAAAACUAUGGAGAGCCAGGAGGAAAACAGUGAGGAUUUAGAUGGAGAUCAUCAAGGCGAGGAAGAAAGUGGUUCCGAUGAAAUGUGUGUGAAGCGUGUAUCUGCCCAGGCAGACUCUGAAGGAAGCAGUGGAAGCUUUUCUGAUGAGAGUCACGAAGACCCACUGGAAAAAUCUGUGAAACCAAAAAUUGUUUUAUCUGAUCCUGUUGUUCUUCCCAACUUUUUCCUUCCACCUCAGGAGUUGGAAGCCUCCAUACGAAUGCUCAGCAUUUCUUCUCAUCCUUCCACAGCUCUGAAGAGCGGAAGCGGGGCUGCGCUGGAGGGAAUUCCCUACCGGAGCCUGAACCGUCCCAGGCCAAACCUGGCCUCGGCCGAUCUCCCGGAGGAGGAAACCAGAAGGAUCGCCAGGAUAUUCUCUGCUCGGCUGUCCAUGAAGGAGUAGGUCCGCGCACGUCCAUCAACAGAGGCUGCUUGCCGGCCGCUGCUUACGCCCGACACAGGCCGACACCGGCUCCUCCGGCGCAGACGAGAUGGCGUUAGCAGGUUUCCCUCUCCGAUUUUUAAUUUGCCUAAUUGGUGUGUAUUUAAAGGGAGUUAAAUCCCAGGGGCCAACCAAGGGACCAGCCCCCACGGGAAGCUGAGGGGGCUGCGAGUCUUGCAAGGCCGGUCGCCGGCGAGACUCAGAUCAGUGGGCUGUUUUCUGGUCUUCGGGUACGCAGGGAAAAUGGGAUUUCUGAGAUUUAUUUGUGUGAAAUGUCUCUAAUCACCUUUUUAAUAAGCUGGGGAAACACGAGGCACCCCAUUUGGGGGCUGCUUCUUUUUCUUGAAGCCAGGGAUGGAAAAUAUUAGGAAUUUACCACUCUGCGGUGAGACAGAAGACGGUUGCUUUGCUGCCUGCGUGUGCUGCACCCCUUUCCGUGUGCCCUGGUCUUUCUAAAAUACGUUGUGGGAAGCGUAACUUGCUGAUUCUCUGAGUGCUGAAGGCUUGAACGUGCCUGAGCUGCUUGUGUGAGCACAACCUGGGGGUAGUGUAAAAUAUCAGUGUGUGCACAAAGUGGUUUUACCAGAAAUGUGUGCUUUUGUAUUGUAAAUUAUUUUUGUACAUGGGUAUCUUUCAGAUAACGGACUACAAAGCAAACCGAGCUAAGUUAUUUUUGUACCGCUGUCCAAACGCUGUUUGUGUUCCAAUAAAAUUACACCCGUUUCUUGUCA
Dromaius novaehollandiae (emu) is the source of this 7911-nucleotide messenger RNA. RefSeq names its product C2 domain containing 3 centriole elongation regulator (gene C2CD3). The transcript has 33 exons. Bases 101 to 7141 code for a protein of 2346 amino acids. The record is from RefSeq and is a predicted model, not a curated record. Gene Ontology annotation, biological process: centriole elongation; cilium assembly. NCBI's taxonomy places the organism in Eukaryota, Metazoa, Chordata, Aves, Casuariiformes, Dromaiidae. Gene Ontology annotation, cellular component: centriole; centriolar satellite.